Molecule: messenger RNA, 471 nt
Organism: Fusarium poae
Lineage: Eukaryota; Fungi; Ascomycota; Sordariomycetes; Hypocreales; Nectriaceae
Exons: 2
Coding region: 1-471 (156 amino acids)
Source: RefSeq, a predicted model, not a curated record
AUGGGUGGCGCCACAACAAGACAAGGAAAUCAAGCCAACACCAACAAAUCUUCGGUCGCCGCAUUCUAUCAACGCGAGCGCAGAUCCGCGUUGAAGCAGAAACUUGGGCACAAUAAAGAUCGCAUACAGACCUUCAAGCAGCACGUCAAAGACAUACUGGAUGAAAUUGAGAUAUACCAUAAGCAUGUACCUCGUGAAGAUUGGAAAGACAUGGAUCAGCUCGCGUCACUGCUCGAGAUGAGAAGACAACACUUGGACGAUUUGUGGGCGACUAGACGACGACUAGAAAGUGAAAUAAAAGAGAUACGAAAAGAAGUUCUACGACAGCUCUUCUGUAAGCUAUGUUCUUGGAUCAAGUUGAAGAAUAUUGGUCGCGUACGUAUGAUGCCCUUCUUACGAAGCGUGCAAGGACAGGAUGAAGCUUCAUCGGGAUGGGUUACGCGCCUAGGUUUGCGCGUGGUUAAGAAAUGA